Hypoxylon trugodes is the source of this 1337-nucleotide messenger RNA. Its product is annotated as carbohydrate esterase family 1 protein. The record is from RefSeq and is a predicted model, not a curated record. The transcript is spliced from 5 exons. Lineage: Eukaryota; Fungi; Ascomycota; Sordariomycetes; Xylariales; Hypoxylaceae. Bases 351 to 1280 code for a protein of 309 amino acids. Gene Ontology annotation, molecular function: feruloyl esterase activity.
AACCAGGUGUAUCUCUCGGUCAAUCAAUACUUUAUAUCAAGUUCUCAGGACCAGCUUUACGUUACAUGCGCUACAAGUCUAAUUAUACCAGGGUCCAACCAGAUACCGUAUCUCGACCUUACGAUUCGGGCAGGUGGUUAUGAACCCAGGGGACCUGACCUAUCACAUGCAAUCUUUUGGCGGAUGAUCGACAAGUAUAGAUCGGAUCCGUCGAUCUCGGUCUCCUGAAAUGAACAAGCGACUUAUAAACAGAUGAGCCCCUGAGUUAAAUAAAUAGGUAUUGCUGAUAUGUUGUGGGGUGCUGGUUGUCUUCUUUCUUGGCCAUUUCUCAUCCGGACGAUAUUAGAAAAAUGAAGUUUGCAGGCUUCACGGCGGUCGUCGCGGCGACAGCAGCUUCAGUUGUGGCAGCAGAUGGCUCGGCGGGUUGCGGUAAGACCGACGCGAUACCUGAUAUCUACCGCGGGUUGACGAGUAGCGGACGGCUGCGGACAUAUUCAAUCCACCUACCGAGCAAUUACAGCGAGUCAUCGCCGUACCCGGUGGUUCUCGGGUUCCAUGGUUCUAGCAGCGUUGGGUUAUUCUUUGAAGCCGACACGAAAAUGAGCGAGGAUCGAUUCAGCGCAAAUAAAAUCAUGGUCUAUCCCGACGGCGUCGGCGGCGCAUGGGCUGGCGCGAAUUACUCCGAGGUAUCAGUUGAUGAGGACCUGCAGUUCGUAUCGGACCUCCUCGAUGACGUCCGGGGCGCAUACUGUGUAGAUGAUAGCCGGAUCUAUGCGACAGGCAUGUCCAUAGGCGGCGGCUUCGUCAACACCAUUGCCUGCAGUGCAGUAGGCGACAAUUUCGCGGCCUUCGCGCCCGCAUCUGGGUCAUACUAUACAGAUGACGACGCCGCGCAUGGAAAUUGUGCGCCGGCGCGAAACCCGCUACCGUUAUUGGAGGUGCACGGUGGUAGUGACGAGAGUGUGAAGUAUGAUGGUGGAGAUGGUGAGGGCGGCGAAGAACCAUCUAUUGAAACAUGGCUUGGCUGGUGGGCACAGCGAAAUGGGUGCGACGAUAGCACUAAAAGCGUUGAAGACAGCUUCGAUGGGGACGUGCAUCAUACCGGUUGGUCGUGUGGCGGUACCGACGGUGUGUUGCAGCAUUGGAAGGUUGAUGAUAUGGGCCAUUGCUGGGCCUCGACUGAGAUCAACUUUUCCCAAAUCUCGGUGGGCGAGGGCCCGACACAUAUCCAGGCGUCGCAGAUUAUUAUGGAUUUCUUCGACAAGUUUACUAAGCCGUAAAGAACUUCAGAUACGGAUAGGUAUACUUAGGAUAUUGUUUUGUGUAGAUGUGGUUGU